Cryptomeria japonica (Japanese cedar) is the source of this 1218-nucleotide messenger RNA. RefSeq names its product phytol kinase 1, chloroplastic. Gene Ontology annotation, molecular function: phytol kinase activity. Gene Ontology annotation, cellular component: chloroplast. The coding region runs from base 16 to 1107 and encodes 363 amino acids. Gene Ontology annotation, biological process: vitamin E biosynthetic process. The transcript has 6 exons. The record is from RefSeq and is a predicted model, not a curated record. Lineage: Eukaryota; Viridiplantae; Streptophyta; Pinopsida; Cupressales; Cupressaceae.
UUUAUUUUCAUUUAAAUGUUUUUAUUAAACUCCUUAUCAACACCAUUUACAGCUGAGACGGGGAAAGGGAAAGGGAAAGAGCCAGCAGCGACGGGAUUCUCGAUGAUCUUUGCGAGACAGUUGCUGUGUCAGAAGCCCAUAAGCGCAAAGUCAGGGGUUCGUAAUGUUCUUGCUUCUUCUGAGACAGUUGAUGCGAUGGUAUUUGCAACCGUACUGCCCAAACCCUAUGCCUCAUUUUCAACAAUCGAAUUUGGGAAAGCUAGGUACCCAUUUCUUAGCCCUGCAAAACAGAUGAUUUUGACAUUGAAAUGCAAAAGGGUGUUUGGCACAACAGCACUGUAUGGUAAUGGAAUCAGCAGAAACAUUGCCUGCGGGGUACAAGUCAGCAGUACAGCCUGGGAUAUGGGUUGUACAACCUUGAUCAUGUUGGGAGCUUAUGGUUUAGUCUCUGGUUUUGAUGUUCUUACUAAGUCUAAUAUAUUGGACCAGAAGCUAAGCCGGAAAUUGGUGCACAUUUCAUCUGGACUACUGUUCAUGCUGGCUUGGCCUCUUUUCAGCUCUUCGGCAGAUGCUCGUUAUAUUGCUGCUAUUGUUCCUUUCGCAAAUUGUGCUAGACUUCUGAUUUACGGACUCUCAUAUGCUACCAAUGAAGGGUUAGUGAAGGCUGUUAGUCGAGAAGGCAAACCUGAGGAACUAUUAAGAGGGCCUAUGUAUUAUGUCCUGGUCUUAAUUUUCUGCACUACUGUGUUUUGGCGGGAGUCACCUAUAGGAGUGGUUGCUUUGGCAAUGAUGUGCGGAGGGGAUGGUAUAGCUGAUAUCAUGGGAAGAAGGUUUGGAGGUUUUAAGCUUCCUUAUAAUCGUGAAAAGAGCUGGGCUGGAACUAUAUCUAUGCUUGUGUUUGGCUUCCUCACUUCCCUUGGGGUUCUAAGCUACUUUUCUGCAUUUGAAUUCAUUCAUCUGAACUGGGAGACCAUAGUUCAAUAUGUUGCAGUGAUAUCAGUGGCAGCAACAAUUGUUGAAUCUCUGCCUGUAACACAGUUUUUGGACGACAAUAUCUCAGUUCCUUUAACAUGUGUAAUCGUGGGGCUUUGGCUGUUUAAAAUUUAGUGCUUAUUUCAAGCUGAUUUAAAGAGCUUAUGUUGUAAACAAGAUUUAGUUUUGAAUUUAUAUAAGGGAAUCAUUUACCUGCAAAAAGGGUUAAUUUAUUUCGAAGUGAAA